Messenger RNA from Labeo rohita (rohu), 4375 nucleotides. It is a transcript of the gene ncoa7a, whose product is annotated as nuclear receptor coactivator 7. Gene Ontology annotation, biological process: regulation of transcription by RNA polymerase II; response to oxidative stress. NCBI's taxonomy places the organism in Eukaryota, Metazoa, Chordata, Actinopteri, Cypriniformes, Cyprinidae. Gene Ontology annotation, cellular component: nucleus. The coding region runs from base 2923 to 3735 and encodes 270 amino acids. The record is from RefSeq and is a predicted model, not a curated record. The transcript has 6 exons.
GAGGGUUUUGUGCGAAAGCAGCUUAUCUCAGCUCACACGCAGCUAUAAAACACGGGAGACUCCGAUCAGGGAUUCACAGUUUCUGAACAUCCGUCUUCAUCGUCGUCUCGUCUCCGCUCCUCUGAUCGACAUGGGUGUCGCGUACAGCGUUGGAGAGUAAGUAGCUCACCGUCGAGGAUCAAAACUGCGAUCGGAAAUCACUCCAUUACAAAUAAAGCUUGUUGAUUCAGCGCUGAUGAUGAUUCCAUGCAAAUCUUUCACUGCACUAAUGAUUCUUUAUAGUGGAAGAAGAUUCUAUAACUUACUGAAAUGUUCUACUAAGAAAAAAAUGAUUUUUUGAGAACUGAUCACUGAAAUGUUCUUCUAAUUUUGUUAUUUGCAAAAAUCUAAGUGAAAAUGCUUCUAUUUUCCUUCUUUUUUUAAUUAUAAAUUUUGUUUAUUAUAUUUAACUAAAACUAAAACCAUAAAAAUGGUGUUACUGGAAUUAAAAACAAUUUUUUUAACUAAAAUAAAAUGAAAUAUAAAACAACUAAAUGAAAAAAAAUACAACAAAAUUACCAAAAAUAUAAAUACAAUAAAAACAUUAAGAAAAAAUUCAAUUCAUUUUUAAUUGAAUUAAUUAAAUGAAUUAAAAUAUGAAUGUGUUUAAGACAGGGGUAUUAUAUUUAACUAAAACUAAAACCAUGAAAAAAUGUGUUGCUUGAAAUAAAAUACACAUGAACUGAAAUAAAAUAAAAUAUAAAACACUAAAUUAAACCAAAAAAAGUAAGAGUGACAAAAUACAACAAAACGAUGAAACAUAUAAAUAAAAUAAAAACAGUAAAAAUUAUUAAUAUUUCAUGAAAUUAAAAAAAAAUUAAUUAAAAACAUGAAUGCAUUUGAGACAGGGGUAUUAUAUUUAACUAAAACUAAAACCAUAAAAACGGUGUUACUUGAAAUAAAAUACACAUGAAAUGAAAUGAAAUAAAAUAAAAUAUGAAAAAACUAAAUUAAAAAAAUAUAGUGACAAAAUCACGAACAAUAUAAAUAAAAUAAAAACAUUAAGAAAAAAUAAAAAUAAUAUUUAAUGAAAUUAAUAAAAUGAAUUAAAAUAUGAAUGUGUUUAAGACAGGGGUAUUAUAUUUAACUAAAACUAAAACCAUGAAAAAAUGUGUUGCUUGAAAUAAAAUAAACAUUAACUGAAAUAAAAUAAAAUAUAAAAAACUAAAUUAAACCAAAAAAAGUAAUAGUGACAAAAUACAACAAAAUGAUGAAACAUAUAAAUAAAAUAAAAACAGUAAAAAUUAUUAAUAUUUCAUGAAAUUAAAAAAAAAUUAAUUAAAAACAUGAAUGCAUUUGAGACAGGGGUAUUAUAUUUAACUAAAACUAAAACCAUAAAAAACGGUGUUACUUGAAAUAAAAUACACAUGAAAUGAAAUGAAAUAAAAUAAAAUAUGAAAAAACUAAAUUAAAAAAAUUAAGUGACAAAAUGACGAACAAUAUAAAUAAAAUAAAAACAUUAAGAAAAAAUAAAAAUAAUAUUUAAUGAAAUUAAUAAAAUGAAUUAAAAUAUAAAUGGAUUUGAGACAGGGGUAUUAUGUUUAGCUAAAACUAAAACCAUACAAAAAAAUUGUUACUUGAAAUAAAAUAAACAUUAACCGAAAUAAAUUAAAAUAUAAAAAAACGAAAUAAAAAAAAUUAAUUAACAGUGACAAAAUACAACAAAAUUAACACAAAUAUAAAUAAAAUAAAAACAAUAAGAAAAAAUAAAAAUUAAAUUUAAUAUUUAAUAAAAUUAAUAAAAUGAAUUAAAAUAUGAAUGCAUUUGAGACAGAAGUAUUAUAUUUAACUAAAACCAAAACCAUAAAAAAUUGUGCUGCUUGAAAUAAAAUAAACAGUAAAUGAAAUAAAAUAAUAUAUAUAUAUAUAUAUAUAUAAAAUUAAUAGUGUCAAAAUACAACAAAAUUAUAAAACAUAUAAAUAAAAUAAUAACAGUUGAAAAAUGCAUUUGAGACAGGGGUAUUAUAUUUAGCUAAAACUAAAUAAAAAAUGGUGUUAUUAUAUACAUUAACUGAAAUAAAAUAAGAUAUAAAAAAUAAUCAACAGUGACAAAAUACAACAAACUGACUAAAAAUGUAAAUUAAAUAAAAAAAGAAAAUCUAAAAAUAAAUGAAUAUUUAAUGAAAGUGAUUUAAAAUAUGAAAACAAACUGAUGCUGAAAUAACACUGGUUUAAGAAAGGUGUUUCUCACACAAAUUCUCUUUGAAACCUUUAUUUUUAUGCUUAAAGUAAUUGCAGAAACGUGUAAUUAAAAUGAAAUAAAAUGCAUGUGUUACAGCAACUGCAUGUGUUUUUAAUCAUGCAUUUUGUGUUUUAUAUCAAAUCUGUAACUCAGAAAUCUGAUUGAAAUGUGUUUUUAAUUGAUCUCUAAUUUAUUAUACUUAAUAAAAUAAUUGUUUUGGUGUUAUUAAACUCCAUUACACUUCUUAAAUAACUCUGAAUGUUGCAUAACCCACACGUUCUGUCGUUUCUUCUUUCACAAUCUUUCCGUCUGAACUACAGAAACGUCUCGUCUGUGCAUUAUGUAGAUGUUUUUGGCUCUUUUCCAUUUCGUCUCUCUUGAUUUCCCCCGAAGGCCUCGAUUACGGUUCGUGACGCAGCGUGUAGAGACUGUGAAUUGUUUUCACUUUCCUCUACACUCAUACCAAAGCCAAUUCAAUAUCAUUCCCAGAUGUGCUGGCUCGUCUGUGCACCAGCAACAAUGGGAAUGAAUUGCGUAACUGAAGUCUGACGCUGGCUGUAAAGGCAUGGACCGUAAACGUCUAGUAAUGGCAUUUGUUUCUUGAGAAAAUGGAUUCGAGUCUCGUAAACCAAUGACACUUUCACACGAGAAAUUUUAAGGGCAGUUCCAGUGCAUUGGGUCAGUCUGGGUCAGACAAACACAUGACAUUUACAGUUUAUGUGAACGACUGUACGAUUUGCAUCAUCAUCUUUUUAUCUGCUCUGAUUCCCUUCAGAGUGGAUCAUCUGUACACAUUCUUUGUCCAGUGGUCGCCAGAGACCAUCUACAGCAAACACGGCAGCAAACGGGAUUUCGUCACGGUCCACCCGCACGCGCUCGGUGUGAUCGACUCCCUCAUCAGUAAUUCUGCCUCCAAAAAAUGGGAGAUCGUCACUGUGACACAGCAGAAGCAGCGCUGUCCCAGCGUCUGUAGCUCUGCAGACUCUGAACCUGAGGAGCUGCUGCCCGUUUUAUUAGACCACAGUCAGAUUCUCAACGAGCAUCAUCUUGAACAGCUGAUGCAUCACAUCCCGCCGCGGACUCAGGGUUAUCCUUGGAAACUGAUGUACAGCACCGCGCAGCACGGCACCAGCCUGAAAACACUAUACCGACAGAUGGGAGAGGUAGACAGACCCGUCCUGAUGGUCAUCAAAGACACAGACAACCAGGUUUUUGGAGCGUUUUGCUCCGAUCCGUUCAAAGUGAGCAGCUACUGCUAUGGUACGGGAGAGACGUUCCUCUACAGCUUCAGUCCAGAGUUUCAGAUCUUUCGUUGGAGUGGAGCAAACUCCUACUUUGUGAGAGGAUUCCUGGACUCUCUGCAGAUGGGAGGAGGAGGGGGUCCGUUCGGCCUGUGGUUGGAUGCUGACCUGUAUCACGGCUCCAGUUAUUCAUGCGACACCUUCUGCAACCGUCCGCUCAGCCUCCAUCAUGACUUCACCAUUCAGGAUCUGGAGGUGUGGACCUUCGUCUGAGCGCAAACCGGUUCCUGCCGUUUCCCGGCACCGUUCCGCCGAUAAGAACAACACGAUCGUUGGCUCCAGCUGCGAAAGUGCCGCGACUCGUCUGAUAACUCUAACAGAACCUGUUCUGUUCCUCAUUUGCGAGCGGCUCGAGCGUUUCUGCUAAAUGAAGGAACAAUGAUGUACAGUAAAUUUAAAGAUAACAAGUCGAGGCAGGAUUUUGAGCUUCAGUUCCUAUUUCCAGUAACUGUGCACGUUCCUGAGGCCUGACAGGACCUGAACGCAUUGCUCAAGGCUGAACACGCUGCCUAUGUAGGCAACACAACACACUAGAUGGGUACUACUGACACUCCUGAGGCACUUUGCGAUGAGUUAAGUGUUUAGUAUCUUUACUGUAUUUUAAAAUGCACUUAGAGGACAAAUUGUUUACUACACUGAUUUGUGUCUUGCUGACGUGAAAAAGGAUUUGAAAAGGAAAAAUGUUUUGCUGUAUGAUUGUGAUUUUUACUACGACUACUGUUGUUUUUUACUCUAUUUAAUAUUUGUGAGCACAUGGUGAAUUAUUUGUAAUUUUGUGUUUAUUGUGCAGUGCUGGCACUGCCUUUGUAAACUGCUGGGUUUGGGAUUUCUAAUAAAGCACAUUUUCAUUAAA